Messenger RNA from Staurois parvus, 456 nucleotides. NCBI's taxonomy places the organism in Eukaryota, Metazoa, Chordata, Amphibia, Anura, Ranidae. The record is from the annotation of a GenBank genome assembly.
CAGGCAUCGGGCCCCCAGGCAGAGCGGCGGGCGCUGGACCCCCAGGCGGAGCGACAGGCAUCGGCCCCCAGGCGGAGCGGCGGGCGCCGGACCCCCAGGCGGAGCGACAGGUCUCGGGCCCCCAGGCGGAGCGGCGGGCGCCGGACCCCCAGGCGGAGCGACAGGUCUCGGGCCCCCAGGCGGAGCGGCGGGCACCGAGUCACCAGGCACAACAGUGGGCUCCGAGUCAACUGGCAUGACCGCUGGCACUGGGUCAGACAUUGGAUCAUCUGGCUGGACAGCGGGCAUCGGGUCACCAGGCAUCAGGUCAUUUGGCUCGACAGCGGGCACCGCGUCAUCUGGCAAGGCAGUGGGCUCCGAGUCAACUGGCAUGACCGCGGGCACUGGGUCAGACAUUGGAUCGUCUGGCUGGACAGCGGGCAUCGGGUCACCAGGCAUCAGGUCAUUUGGCUCGAC